UUUUAAAGUUGGUAAUACUGGGCUGGUCUGGUUAUAUACGAGUGCGUGUGUCCUGCGAGUUGCUGGAUCGAUCAUCGUUUCUGUCUUUUCCGAUAUUCGGAUUUCUUGUUUACAAUAUUCAGUUUUUAAUUAUUAUUGACAAAUGCAUGUUUUAUUGUCAUAAUUCCUAAAUACCUAAGCUUUCCGUUACAUAAAAGUGGGAUUUUCGUGCUUUUUCCCACCUCAGAGUCCAGAGCAUUUGAUCAACAGCAAAGAAGUUCAGACUACUAAACUGCAUUUAGUGACCCUCCUUUUGGAGUGGAGCUCCCAAAGAGGUAAUCUGCUUUGGUUUUACCUAACAAUUUUUGUACUAUAGUGAAAUCAAUUUAGUCUCAUACUGCCCUGUAUGAACUAAAAAAUACCUGGAUUGUGUAUGUGAGCACUGAAGCUAUGUCUUGGCCAGCAACAAAUCCCUGGCCACAAGGCACCCAACUUACUGGGAUUGUCGCCUCUCCGGCCAUCCAUUCAGCCGUGUUACCGAAUGUUGUUAAUCCUACUCCUGGAGUUUUGCCACCACAGGCCGCAGUAGCUCCUGCUGCUAUGCCUGCAGGCAUGCAAUAUUCUCCAGAACAAUGGGCACAGAUGCAGCAACAGAAUUGGCAACAAUGGGCGCAAUGGCAGCAACAGUACCAGCAGUGGCAUCAGCAAUAUGGAGCAGAGUAUCAAAAGUCCAUGAGCGCACUACAAACUCCAACACCAAACACGUCCGUUCCGCCACCGCCUCCAAGCGAAAAUAAACCACCACCUCCGCCACCACCAGAAGAGACCCAAGCCCAACAAUAUUCCAGACCUCCACCCAUGGGUUACACAACGGCUCCACCUCCCACACUUCCUAACCAUUAUGGUCAAGGAGGUGGCGACUGGCAAACGUCCGUUCCUGCAAAGAGACCUUCUUACGAUAAUGACCAAUAUGGCGCAAAUAAAAGGCAAAUGUUGGAUAAUCGUGGCGGGAACAAUUCUUGGCAAUCUCAACCCCCUCCACAGUCACAACCACCGAUAAAUGUACCCCCUCCAGCACAGAAAACCGCCAAUUUAGAAGAGCUAUCGGAAGCAGAAAAGAAAUUUGAUAAAGAGUUCGCAGCUUGGGAGGCACAGUUUAAUAAGUGGAAGGAGCAAAACGCCAACCAUCCGGACAAAAGCCAGUAUAUCGAGUACGAGAAGAAGUGGGAAUCUUGGAGGAAUUCUUUGCUAGAGAGACGGGAGCAGAUGAGAAAAAAAAGAAUUGCUCUACAGGCAACUCUUAACCCAUCAAAUCCACCACCUUCUAAUGUAAGCCAUAAUGCUCCCAGACCGCAACAAACUAGUUUUCCUCAAAGUGAUAUUCCGAAAGCAAACAUUUCCAUGCAGCCUCCUAUUGCCGCUCAGACAGAGAAGUUUUCAGAGAAUUUAUUUACCAAACCUCCACCUACUCAGAAUAAUGAACCUUUAAGUUUUAAACCGCCCGUUAACGCCUAUUCUUCGGCCCCCGAGACUGAAGAAAACGAUGCCGGCGGUGAUGGUUUUCUAAAGUCCUCUUCACCCACUCCUGGUGGAAUUCCUGGAUUGGAUUUAGUUAAAGAUGGAGAUGGUGAUGAAAACCAUGACGAUAAUCCUAAAGAAUGCACAGUAAUCGAGGAUAAUCAACCAAAUCCAAACCAAGCUCCAUCUAAAGGCCCCGAUCUGGACGCGAUCUCAAAAGGAAUAAAUUCAAUUUUAGGCGACCCGAAACUGCUCAACAUGCUUUCGAUGGUGUCGCAAACCCAAACCGCUGGUGCUGCAACGCCUGUAAAUAUUCAAGCCAACAUGUUACAUGUACCCCCAGGGCCACCUCCUUCUAUACAAAACAAAACCCAACCUAAUCUUCCCAGUCUACUGAAUAUGUCAGUGGGGCGACCUAAUCUUCAGGAAAUGCCACCUAAACGACAAAGCUUUGAACGACCUGAUAUCGAUGAAUAUUCACAGCAUUCGUAUAAGCCCGGUCAAGUAGAGGCUGUGAAUAAUUUUGACGACCAGACGCGAAUGAGCUUUAGUAAUGGGCCGAAUGAACUAGAUGUAGGCUAUGGAAAUAAUAUGCGUAUGGACCGUAACGAUUCUUUUAGGAGGUUUCCGGAUAAUAGAAAUGGAGGAUUUGGAGGGAAUGAUUGGAGGAGUAAUAGUUUUGGAGGCCCCAACAACUUCCGUAACUCUAAUGGACCAGGAUCUAAUCGUGACAACAACAUGCCUUUCAAUCGCGAUAACGAUGAACCUUUUAAUCGUAACAACAGCGGUUCCUUCAGUCGCGUUAAUGACAGACCUUUUAAUCGCAAUAAUAGCGGAUCUUUUAAUCGCGAUAAUGAGGGGUCUUUCGUCCGCAACAAUAGUGGGCAGUACAAUCGCGAUAAUGAUCUACCUUUCAAUCGCAAUAAUACUGGAUCUUUCAAUCGCGAUAACGAUGGGCCUUUUAAUCGUAAUAAAGGCGGGUCCUUUAAUCGCAACAGCUCAUUUAGUCGAGAUGACAAUUACGGCGACUCAUAUGGCGAAAUGAGUAAUGAGAGGUUCAACGAUGGGUAUGAUGAGGAGCAACAAUAUAAUGAAGACUAUAAUGAGGAUGACUAUGAUAAAUAUCAUAAUAUGUUUAAUGAGGAUCAACAACAUUCUCAAGGAGGGGAAGAAGGAGUUAAUCAUCUUAACCAGCAACCAAUAAUGGACGAAUUGGCUCCGGAACCAGAACCUGAACCAGUUGAUGAUGUGCCGCUUUUUGUUCCUGAAAUUGUUGUCGAUUAUGAGCAUAAGUCUGCUAAAGAACCCGAGCCCGAAGUGGCACUUAGUGUAAUUCGGAUGUUCGACUACAGGCACAAACCAGUAAAUCGCAUCCCAUACCCGCAGAGACCAGUAUGGCUCUCCAGCAGUUUAAGAAACAUAAAACAGUUUGACCCAUUGGGAACGACAAGGUUUGCUGCAAGUGACUUAUCAUUUGAAAGAGAUACAACACGAUACCCGGAUGUCGAGCCUCCUUCCCGUUUUAUCGAACGAGACUCAAAAUAUUCCAAUGAAUUACCUAGGAAUAGGUAUGAAAACGAUUUACCUGUCGAUAAGUAUUCCAACAACCGACACCCGGAUAGUAAAAUAGGUCGGGGCGGCUUUGACAGAAGCAGGGGGCGCUAUGAUGGCUAUUUCAACAGAAACAGAGGGCGCGACGAAUUCGAAAGAGACAGAGAGCGACCCGGUGAUUUUGACAAAAGGAACAAAGGAAAAGGUGGCGGCUUUAACAGGCCCAGCGACAGAGAUAGAAGAAGCAACGUCGCGGAAGAAAAGGAUUUAGCGACGAAGAAGUUGGAGCUAGAGGAGUUAUCUGAUGAUGAUGAAGAUUUUGAGGAUUCUAAAAGCAAGAAUUCGAAGCCAGGUUUAAGAUUCUCACCGCCGCCAAAAAAAAGUGAUGAUGACGACGAAGUUCAGUUUGUCCCAUUAGCCAAUUCCGUGAACACUUCAGUGAAUCCCGUGAAUAGUAAACCGAUCGUUCAGAUUGUUACUAUUGAAGACCUUAUAUGUUCGCCUGGCCGACUUACGAGACCGCAGAGGAUCGUGAUAAUUUUGCGAGGUCCUCCUGGGAGUGGAAAAACUUAUCUUGCCAAACUGAUUAAGGAUAAAGAGGUGGAAAACGGAGGCUCUGCACCAAGAAUCUUAUCACUAGACGACUAUUUUAUGGUAGAGCAUGAAAAAGAAGUAGUAGAAGACGGCAAGCGAUUAAGAGUAAAAGAAAUGACCUACGAGUACGAAGCUGAAAUGGAAGAAUCCUAUCGACAAUCGUUAAUUAAAUCUUUUAAAAAAACUAUUACCGACGGUUAUUUCUCGUUUGUGAUAGUCGAUAAUGUUAAUCAAAAAGUAAAAAAUUUCGGUGAAAUGUGGAGUUUUGCUAAACAAAACGGGUUUCAGGUGUACAUUUGUCAAAUGGAUUUGGAUCCAGAGCUAUGUACAAGCAGAAAUAUCCACCAGAGGACCGAGAGUUUUAUCGAAGAUUGUAUUGCUGGAUGGGAACCAACUCCGGCUCAUCAUCCAUUGGUGGAUGCCACAAACUUUUUGCAAAGUCAGUCAAUUACUGAAGUCGAAAUGGAACUGGAUAAUAAUGAGCCUGAAGAGACGCAAGAGGCAGGGGAAGAGGAACGGUUUUCAAGCAAAUGGGAUACAUUUGACUGUUCUUUAAAUAAUCUUGCACGACUCGACGGCGUCAGCAAACCACUUCGCCCCUCCGCAACAAUGGCAGAAUACCUCCAAUUGGACGACGAGUGGGAGGAACCAACCAAAUCAUCGAAACCAGGGCAGAAGAGGGUUCGGUGGGCCGACUUGGAAGAACAGAAACAACAGAAGAAGAUGAAGGCUUUAGGAUUUGUCGUGGGUCACACGGACUGGGACAGGAUGAUGGACACCACCAUGGGUCAAAGCGCACUCACUCAAACAAAGUAUAUUGAGAGAAGAUUUAAAUAACGCGUUUAUAAUUGUAAGCCACUAUAUUUUAUUAGAUUCAUAGACUUCUUUUUUGACAGUUUGGUUAAGGCAGCGAUUUGCACCUACUUAAGAGAUUGAGUUUAGGGUGUAAAUUGAUCGUAAUUAUCUUAUUGUUACGUGCUUCAAAUAUAUAUUCGUCUAUUAUAGAGAACUAGGACGUUUCAUAAAAAAUAUUAUAAUUGAUUUAUGUGCAGUAUCUGUUUUACGUUUAUUACCCGGAAAAAUAUAAAAAUGGUAAACCAUAAA
This is a messenger RNA of Anthonomus grandis grandis, 4746 nucleotides long. Its product is annotated as YLP motif-containing protein 1-like. The record is from RefSeq and is a predicted model, not a curated record. Gene Ontology annotation, biological process: regulation of telomere maintenance. NCBI's taxonomy places the organism in Eukaryota, Metazoa, Arthropoda, Insecta, Coleoptera, Curculionidae. The coding region runs from base 430 to 4479 and encodes 1349 amino acids. The transcript is spliced from 12 exons. Gene Ontology annotation, cellular component: nucleus.